AUGUUGUACGCAAAUCAGUCUCAGACCAACAUCACUGUUGGACUGCAGUAUCAGGAGCUACUGGGAACGGUGAUGUUUGCCAUUCUGACUUCAGUGCCAUGCUGUGUGUUUCUUUCUAUUAAUGGGACCAUGUUAUUCACUUUGAGGAGUAAACCUGUGUUUCGUGAGACCUCCCGUUACAUUCUUCUAUAUAACCUCCUUUUUGCAGAUACUGUACACUUGGUACAGAGUCAGUUAAUGUAUAUACUGGCUGUUUGUAGAUUAAGACUGAUUUAUCCUGUAUGUGGUUUUCUCAUCAUGCUUACAAAUCUCACAAAUGAAAUCUCUCCUCUCACACUGGUGGUGAUGUCUCUGGAGAGAUAUGUAGCUGUGUGCUACCCACUGAGGCACGCUACCAUCAUCACCAUCAGAAACACAGGGCUGGCCAUUAUGAUGGUUUGGGGGUUCAAUUCACUAAAUAUUAUUACUCGAGUUCUUUUAGGCUCAAAUGUUCCUUUUGAAAACUCAGAGAACCUGCAGAUGGAAGACUUUUGUGGCAAAGACAGUAUGUUGAUUGAUCCAAUAUCUGAUCAUUAUGACAAAGUUUUCACUUGUUUUCUGUUUGUAUCAGCUGGUGUGGCAGUCAUUUCUUCGUAUAUUGGUGUGAUUAUAGCAGCCAGGUCGGCCUCCACAGACAAAGCUUCAGCCCAUAAAGCUCGUAACACACUGCUGCUGCAUCUGGUGCAGCUGGGCCUCAGUCUCUCUUCUGCUCUCCACAACCCAUUGCUUGUAGUUGUCUCUAAAGUCGUAGACAGGAUAAUGAGUGUCCGCAUCCAGAUUGUACUUUAUGUGUGUAUUAUUAUCCUCCCCAGAUGUCUAAGUUCUUUUAUCUAUGGAAUCAGAGACCAGACCAUCAGACCUGUCCUUGUAUACCAUCUAUGCUUUCAGUGGAGACGUUCACCUUUGCUCUAA
Messenger RNA from Scomber scombrus (Atlantic mackerel), 951 nucleotides. Its product is annotated as odorant receptor 131-2-like. The transcript has a single exon. Gene Ontology annotation, cellular component: membrane. The coding region runs from base 1 to 951 and encodes 316 amino acids. Gene Ontology annotation, biological process: G protein-coupled receptor signaling pathway. Gene Ontology annotation, molecular function: G protein-coupled receptor activity. The record is from RefSeq and is a predicted model, not a curated record. NCBI's taxonomy places the organism in Eukaryota, Metazoa, Chordata, Actinopteri, Scombriformes, Scombridae.